AUGGACCGCGACAAGAUCGACAGUGGUAUUCUUGAGAAAGGAGAUGUGACUGAAGGAGAUUCUGCCACAUUUACUGAUCAGGGCUCUGUUAUAAACGCUUCUGGACAUACCGAUCAACUCACUCGUCAGUAUGGACUCGUGGGACUGACGGGCAUUGCUGUUACUGUCAACAAUGCCUGGGUUAUCCUUGGCUCGUCUAUCUCUGUGUCAAUCUUGAGCGGAGGUAUCUCUGGCGUCAUAUACGGACUUAUGGUCGCCGUAUUCUACUAUACUUUCAUCGGACUGAGCAUAGCCGAGCUUUCCUCCUCAUGUCCAAGCUCCGGCGGAGUAUAUCAUUGGGCUACUAUAGCAGCCGGUCCAAAAUGGGGCCGAGUGACCGGCUUCUAUGCAGGAUGGAUCAACUUUUAUGGCUGGAUGUUUGGACUAGCAUCUUUAGUUCAAGUUGCAGCCAAUGCUGGAGUACAGUGCUACGCAACACUCACACCUACAUUUUCCCCGUCAGCGUGGCACGUUUACGUUGCAUAUCUGAUCGUCAUAUGGCUGAGCGCAUUUGUCGUCAUCUUCUCCAAUCGACUUGUGCCUUAUACCCAGAAACUUGGCCUAUUUCUUGUCGUCGUCGGCGGUCUAGUAACAAUCAUCAUUGUCGCCGUCAUGCCGUUGAAGCAUGCAUCGAGUCAAUUCGUCUGGAACUCAUUUCAUGAAAACAACUUGACGGGCUGGAAUGAUGGAGUUGCAUUCAUGGUUGGAGUUUUGAACGGUGCUUUCACCAUUGGGACUCUGGAUGCCAUCACCCACAUGGCAGAAGAGGCUGCCAGCCCCAAGAAAGAUCUACCCAAGGCCAUUUUUCUAUAUAUCUCUAUUGGUGGUGUUUAUGCUUUGGCUUUCGCCAUUGUACUUGGAUACGCCAUCUCGGAUCUUUCAGUUCUCCAAGGAAAUUCCAACACAUUCCCAUUGGCCGGGAUAUAUCAUCAAGCGACUGGAAGCGCAGCAGCAACAUUUGCUCUUCUCUUCAUUAUUCUCAUAUCAUCCCUUUGCUGUGUUAUCGGCACCGUUUUAACCAACUGCCGAACGUACUGGACUCUAGCUAGAGAUCAAGCAGUGCCGUUCUCCCAGUACUUUAGCAGAGUUAGUACGAAACUUAGAACACCCGUCGAGUCGACCCUUUUCGUGGCAGUCAUAGCAUCGGGUAUCGGUGCAAUUCCACUGGGAAGUUCAGUUGGAUUCAGUAACCUGACUGGAUCCUUCAUCAUCAUUACCACAGUUUCAUACGCUAUUCCCAUCGUUGCGAACCUCCUCAGCGGUCGUGAGAGAUUCUCACCUGGACCUUUUCACUUGGGAAAAUGGGGGUCCAUGAUCAAUGGAUUCACCAUAUUACUCAUUGUCAUUUUCGACAUUUUCUUCUGUUUCCCCGUAGGGUUGCCAUUCGAUGGAUCGACUAUGAAUUACAACUCUGUAAUUCUCUGUGGCUUAUGUUUUCUUAUAACAAUCUGGUGGCUUGUAUCUGCUUCAAAGCACUAUCCAGGCCCUUCUUUCCGCCAUGAAUCACCUAGCAGCGAGAUCAAAGAGGAGGGAACAUAG
Messenger RNA from Fusarium pseudograminearum CS3096, 1578 nucleotides. RefSeq lists its product as uncharacterized. The coding region runs from base 1 to 1578 and encodes 525 amino acids. Gene Ontology annotation, molecular function: transmembrane transporter activity. The record is from RefSeq and is a predicted model, not a curated record. Gene Ontology annotation, biological process: transmembrane transport. Lineage: Eukaryota; Fungi; Ascomycota; Sordariomycetes; Hypocreales; Nectriaceae. Gene Ontology annotation, cellular component: membrane. The transcript has 3 exons.